AUGGCCGGUGGAGGCGAAGGUCCAGAUUUAGAGUGGACUCCGACAUGGGUGGUUGCCAUAGUGUGCUCUGUGAUAGUUGUUAUCUCUCUUAUGUUAGAGAGAGGCCUUCACUCGGCCGGGAACUACUUGAAAAGGAAGGAACAAAAUCCGUUGUAUGAGGCGUUGCUCAAGGUGAAGGAGGAGUUGAUGUUGGUAGGGUUUAUAUCUCUGCUACUGACCGUGUUCACGAAAACCAUCACCAAAAUCUGCAUCAAGGAGUCGAAAAUGGAUAAAUGGCUGCCAUGUCCACUCGGCGAGGAACCACAGGACAUGGACGAUUUGGAUCAAGAUACCCUGUUGAAGCUUGACGAUGAAUUGAGUUACUGUGCCAGAAAGGGUAAGGUACCAGUGUUAUCAGCUGAAGCUGUCCAUCAAUUGCAUAUCUUUAUAUUUACCCUAGCCAUUGUUCAUGUAACCUUCUCUGCUAUGACUAUUUUCAUCGGUGGGUUAAAGAUACGCCAAUGGAAACAGUGGGAGGAGUUAGUUGCAAAAGAGAUUAGUGAAAAGGAAUCUGUUGGUAGUGCAGACGAAGCAAAGGUUACAAAUGUUCAAGAGCAUGAUUUUGUCAAAGAUCAUUACUUGGGUAUCGGUGAAAAUAUUCGAAUCAAGGGUUGGAUACAUUCUUUUAAAAACCAAUUUUAUGGAUCUGUGACCAAAUCAGAUUAUCUAACUUUGCGUCUAGGCUUCAUCUCGACUCAUUGCAAGAACAACCCCAAAUUUGAUUUUCACACUUACAUGGUGCGUACUCUUGAAGAUGAUUUUAGAAAAGUUGUUGGUAUCAGUUGGUAUCUAUGGAUAUUCGUGGUGUUUUUUUUGCUGAUCAAUAUUGAUGGCGUGCAUGCGUACUUCUGGCUAGCUUUCAUCCCUUUCUUUCUUCUACUUGCUACAGGAACUAAGUUGCAGCAUAUAAUCACCCAAUUGGCUCACGAGGUUGCUGAGAAACAUGUAGCAGUAGAAGGGGAUCUAUUAGUUAAACCAUCAGACCAACAUUUUUGGUUUGGUCGACCCAGUUUUGUUCUCUUCUUGAUCCAUUUCAUCCUUUUCCAAAAUGCUUUCGAGAUGGCAUUUUUCCUUUGGAUAUGGGCUCAAUAUGGUUUUAGGUCUUGCAUAAUGGGAAAAGCCGAAUACAUUUUCCCUCGGAUUCUUAUAGGGACGUUCAUUCAGUUCCUCACUAGUUACAGCACUCUACCACUUUAUGCCAUUGUCACACAGAUGGGAUCUAAUUUCAAGAAAGAAAUAUUCGUUGAGGGAUCGAUCUGGCGGCGACACCCUUGCGAGGGUGGUGUUCAGGAUGUGAAGUUGGUGACAGCGUUGGGGAACCCUAAAGGCGAUCAUGCUUUGGCGACGAGGGGUGUUUCCACCUUUUCGUUCACGAUUGGUUUUGGACGUGAAUGA
Fragaria vesca subsp. vesca is the source of this 1434-nucleotide messenger RNA. RefSeq names its product MLO-like protein 1-like. Gene Ontology annotation, biological process: defense response. The coding region runs from base 1 to 1434 and encodes 477 amino acids. The record is from RefSeq and is a predicted model, not a curated record. The transcript is spliced from 13 exons. Gene Ontology annotation, cellular component: membrane. NCBI's taxonomy places the organism in Eukaryota, Viridiplantae, Streptophyta, Magnoliopsida, Rosales, Rosaceae.